CGACUUCGCUUCGUUGAACCAAGAGGCCUCGGCGCAGGAACCCCCUUCAAGACGCCUGCAACAAGCAGUCAGCCAAGUUCAACAUCUGCUAGAGCGUGGAAAUAUCCCCGAGUUCCAUUUCAAGACUGGUCCAAAGGCCACCGCCAGCUCUUCUACGAAGUUCAAAGGACCCUCGCUUUCCGCGACCCUUUCACCAUUAUCCAGGAUGGUUUGCGAUCAGACUGCGCUGCCUUUUCGAUACCCGACUCCCGAUACGCCUUCGCCGUCCUCCGGAGAGAAUCUACCGAAUGGCCCAAGCCCCCUAGUCCCGGCGAAGCAGAAUCCGCAAGCGGCCCAAAAACCUGCAAAGCUGGCGAAGCCGAAGAAGCAGAGCCCCAUCACGCCCAACGAUGAUCGGCAAACCCAUACACCCCCAAAGGCGCGGCUCGAGGUCAUCUUGCCGACUAAGAGUCAGCUGGAAGCUGCAGCGGCGCUCAACAAGGUCUCUGUAACUGAGAGCCAGACGAACACACCGGUGACUGUCGCACCGACGGGAUCCCACACGUAUUCUCUGCAGCCGGCCCCGAAUUUGCCAACUCCCAGCCCCGUCGAGGCGGGGCCAGGGCUUGCCUCCGCGACGCAAGCACCCUCGGCUUCCCAGAAGUCCGCCAUCGCUAUCGAGUUGCCCGGCACGACUACCUUCAACAAGAGCGAAUAUCAGAUCGUCCCUGAUGAGCCCGACGAGCCGGUGAACUUGUCAAUAAAAAAGCGGAAACGUGACGAACUCGACGGCGAUGACAUUUACGGAGAGAGCUUGGACAUGCGCCAGAGAGCAGAUGCGGCUUUGAGUGAGCUGAGACUCUUCCUGCACCACACUUUCCAAGCCGAAGACCACGCUCGAGCGCAACAAUCCGGAAAUGACGUGGUCAUGCUCGUCGGAGACAAUGAAGCCACGUUGACGGCCGCCGCCCAAUCCAAGGCGCAAACACUCCUUGCGAAGACUAUAUCGCUGAAUUGCUAUCGCAAGGUUCCUGUUGAUCAUCUCCUCCGUCUCCUCCGCCUCUCUGACGGAGCGUUGAGACAAGUCGAGUCAUUAGACUUCAAGGUUGACGAGUCAUGGGGCGCAGGCGAAGUCGACCAGUGGCUGGAGCAACUCCCCGUUCUCGAAACCGCCAUGCGCGCCGCCCGGACGUCGUUGAGGCUGAUGUGUGGCGGCCGCGAAGAAAAGCAGCUCUACCCGGAAGAUAUGAUCGAGCAGUGUCUCAACCUCUGCAAGCGGCUCAUCGACGGCGUCGUCAUUCCAAUCGUGGAACUGAGAAGCACUCAAAAUACUUCCGAGCUUUUCAGAGCAAUCUCGUCAAGCAAGAAGAAAAUCGCAUCCCUGCUUACAGACUGCCAGAAGCUCUUCUCGCUCAUGGCGACUCUGAUAUCCAAGGUCGACACCUCGGACACCGUCACCAAUACACUCGAGUUUGCCGCGUCGCGACUCAUCUUCAUGGAAACUGCCAACGCUGAGAGAGAUUCCGUCAUUGACACGCAAAAAUUCGACGGGCUCCGUUCCGUCGCGAUGGACAUGCUGUCCCAGAUCUUCCUCCUGAACCCCUCGCAGCGCCAGGGCAUCUUUGACGAGAUUCUCACCUCCUUAGAGAAACUUCCUCUGGGUAGACGUGCCCGGACGUUCAAGCUGGUCGACGGAAGCAGUAUCCAGCCCGUCUCCGCCCUCAUCAUGCGCCUGGUGCAAACGAGCGCUGGCAGGGUUGAUGAGCGGAAGGUGGGAAGUCGGAGAAGCGGCAUGCUAACAGAUGAUGGGGACGAGGUGUCCGGUGAUCGCAAGCCUGCCGCUCUAGAGUCAUUUACUAUCCAGGGCGAGGACCAUGCCGCAACGCAACACUCAACCGCGAUCCAAGAACUAGACGGUACCGCCACCCCUCUGCUAGAUAUCGCCAAAGCGAACGCCUCGUACGUCAUCAAGUUCAUCGUCAACCGCGCCCUCAAAUCGACCAAGUCCGGCGACACACCCUACCGCAAUCUUCUCGAUUUGUUCGUCGAGGACUUCACAACAUGCCUAGACAAUCCGGAUUGGCCGGCCGCUGAGUUGCUGCUCCGGCUGCUUAUGGUCAUGAUGGUCAACCUAGUCGAAAACGAUAAGUCCGGCGUUCCCGCAAAGAACAUGGCACUGGAGCUAUUGGGGAUCAUGGGUGCUGCAAUUUCCAAGCUCCGCGGCCACGUCAGGAAAGUUGCGAGUGCUCUGGAUGCGAGGGAUGCGGAUGAGCUCGGCAUGUUCCUUUCUGACCUUGCCGCCUCCGCGCUGGAGCUUAAGUCGCGUCCGGAGCACAUGGUGGCUUGGACCGGCCCCUACCGCGCCACUUUAGAAUAUCUCGAGAGCCGCUUCUCUGAGGAUCCACACCUGGCGAGCGCCAUCUCCUUCAUCGUCUCCGAUUGGGGAACAAAAGUGUGCGCCUGCUACGACUCUUUCGAGGACGACUAUCGGGAACGGGAUCAAGAACUGGGCAGGCUGGCCUACCGGCUGAGAGAGAUGAUUCGGGAUCGCCGGUGGCUGUCCAGCGAGUACUCCUUCAGAGACGUCAGCCCCAGCCAGGCCAAGCUCUCCUAUUCCGUCAUUCUUCUACGGUCUCAGUUUUGCGAGGCCUUCAGUCCCAUCCUGAAUAUCCUCCUGAAUUCGAUGGCUAGUGACCAGCCGACAGUCAGGAGUAAGAGUCUGAAGAGCAUCAACCAGGUGCUCGAGACCGAUCCGUCGAUUCUGGAUGGCGACUCUGUCGUUGUUCAGCUGAUCCUCCGGUGCUCCAACGAUUCCUCGACGCAGGUCCGCGAUUCAGCGCUGGGUCUUAUUGGCAAAUGCAUCGGCAUGCGGCCGGCACUGGAGGAGAAGAUGACGGAGACUGUCGUUGACAGAUUCUCCGACGCCGGGCCGGGAGUGCGGAAGCGAGCCAUGAAGCUGGCGAAGGACAUCUACCUCCGAAAUGGUAACAAGGCCCUCCGGAGCGCCAUCGCCAACGGCCUACUCCAUCGCAUUCAAGAUCCAGAAGAGAGCGUCAGAGAUCUGGCCCGCCAACUCAUCGAGGAAAUCUGGUUCACACCCUUUCAGAGUGGCGAAUCUUCGACAGCCUCGCAGAUCUCACUUUCAGAACACGUCUCUCUGAUGGUGCAGACCGUCAAGCGAGGGAAUGUCGCAACCGUGCUAGACAAGGUACUGCAGACUCUUCUUGCCCCCGAGUCUAAGUCGGCGCAGGCCUCCUUGGAUGUGUGCACAAGGCUGGUUGCGAGCAUGUUCGAGCUUGUCGACAACGUCGAUUCCAGUGACCCAUCGACUCCUUCCGGCCGGGAUAUCCUUCAGGUUCUGAUGAUCUUUGCCAAAGCCGAAGCCAGUCUCUUCACUUUUGAGCAGCUGCGUCUCCUGAAACCCUAUAUCACGAGCAUCGGCAGCAGCGAGGACUUGGCGGUAUCGAGGGCGGUCGUGGUCAUCUACCGCAGAGUCCUUCCUCGGCUCUCGAGUGCACACGCCCCGUUCCUCGCAGACGUACGCAAGGAGCUGCUGCCCGUUGUGUCCAAAGUCACGCGCGCCCUCCUUGACGACGUCACGGCGUGCCUAUGGAUUAUCAGCACGCUGCUGGAGACCUCGGAACAUCUUGCCAGGCUGGUGCUGUCGAGUCUGACAGCUAUCCAGAAGCUGCGAGUCUUGAGCCAGAAGGACCCUCUUGACCAGCACAAGAUUCGUCAGUUCGACCGAUACUCGCUCAUUGUGGGCAUGGCCGGUAAGCACUGCAAUCUCGACAGCCACCUGGAGAUGUUCAAGAAGAGCUUCCCGAAGUGGAACGGAGAUACUGUCUCAAAGCUCAUGGUCGAUGUCGUGGUGCCUUUCGCGGGACCCUCACAGCCGCUGGACGUCAGGAGAGCUGCGCUGGACUCGGUUGGGCUCGUCUGCCAGGCGUCGCCCCGCAACUACGUGUCCGCCAACGUCUACACCGCAUUCCAACAGGUCUUUGACGACCAGACGCCUGUCUUGGAGACGAUGAUCUUACGCUCUCUCAAGGAAUUUCUCUUCACAGAGGAGAAACGCUCUGAACAAGCCUCUGAGGCGCCUGCUAUCAACGGCGCCAAGCCCGAGAAAAAGCGCGAGCUGACCGUGAUCGGGGGCACCAACUACGACGACGUGGCGAGCGCCACAACGCAUCGGUUUCUGAAGGAGAUUACCCGCAUUGCCACCUCCACUCAGGACGACCAUGCCUUCCUCGCUGUCGAGGUGCUUGCCAGUAUCAACCGGCAAGGACUCGUGCACCCCAAGGAGACGGGAGUGACGUUCAUCACGCUGGAGACUUCGUCCAACCCGCGGAUUUCGGAGCUUGCUUUCCUUGAGCACAAAUCUCUCCAUACCAAGCAUGAGACCGUUCUCGAGCGCGAGUACGUCAAGGCGAUCCAGUCGACCUUCGCGUAUCAGCGGGACAUUGUUAAGGAUCCACGCGGCGCUACCACGAAUCCCUUCACCCCCAAGCUCCAUCUGCUGAUGGAGGUGCUCAAGAUCAGCAAAUCAAAGAACCGCCAGAAGUUCCUCGAGAAAUUCUGCGCCCAAGUGGACUUUGACGUCGCGAAGCUCGACAUCUCCGAAGAAAUCCCGCCGCACGUCCAGUACUCCCGCUUCAUCGUGGAGAACCUCGCCUACUUCGAGUACGUCACCGUCGGCGAGCUGCACUGCAUCGUGUCCGCCAUGGAAAAGCUUGUCACCUCCACCGGCGCCAACGUCGCGCAGGCCAUCGAGUCCGAAGUCUUCCAGGUCCGCAUGGACGCCAUCGAACCUACAGCGCCGCAACCGCCCCCAAAACCUGCAAUGGAACCUGCAAUCUCCCCCGACGGACAGCCCCAGCCGCCGCAACCCGAAGCCGCCCCAGCCGAGCCAGCCACCACCAUCGGGCUUGCCCGCCUGCGCCAGCUCACUGCCGGCUCCAUAAUCCUCCUCGCGCUCUGGGAAGUCCGCACCUACCUGCGCCGCCUCUACGGCCUGGGCACCACCAACCGCCGCGAGAGCAAGGGCAAGCUGCAGGCCAAAGACCUUAGCAAGCCCCCCGUCAAGGUGCAGGGCAUCACAGGCGACAAGGUCUGGGAGGAGAUCGGCGCACUCAUGACCUCCCUCGCCGACCGUCAGCGCAUGAUGGCGACGUGCAAGGCGUUGGUGGAGCUGAUGAGUGUCGACAAGGAAUUCCUUGUGCCGGCGGAUGAGGAUGACGAGAUGGACGUCGACAUGGAUGAAGAGGGCGGCUUUUUUGAGAGCGGGGACGAGGAUCACGCGCUUGAGGGCAGUCCCGCUGCCGGUGGUGGACGCGGCAGGAAGCGCAAGUCGCAGGGUGCUGGCGGUGCUGGCGCGCCGAAGAAGAGGAGGUCGAGCUCGCAGCCGAGGAAGAGGGGCAGGCCGAGAAAGCAGAGCAGUGAGGCGCAGCAACAGCAGCAGGCGCAGGAUGCGGACGGUGCGUUCGAUGACGAGGAGUGGUUCUGAUCUUUCUGCUUUCUUCUUUUUCUUACUUUCUGCGUCGGGGGCAUGGCUGCAUCUGCGUUUCUACUUGCCUGCGUGCUUUAUUAUAUCUGGUCGCAUUACCCGGGCUGGAGUGUCCGGUGGGAAGAUGGAUGGAUGCAUGGUCUCUAUUUAAUAUGCUUGGGUGGCUUGGGGAUUCGGGAGGCUGGCAUUUCACUGCUUCGGAGCAAUCCACGGUAUACCGCUUCAUGCCACCUAUCACACUAGUGGUACUGCUAUUACUACAUCCCUGAUUUGCGGUACAGGGCAGGCGUUGCUUCUCUGCUGGUGGCGGUUUACAUCUUUUAUGGUUUCCCCUUCGCGUGGGAGGGGAGGUGUUACAAUUCAAACGGGCGCGAGAGAUGGGGCAUAUAGAGCAAACAGAUUAUGCACAAGACGGAUGGGAUGGUUGCGUGUUCGUUUUUGAGGACAAAUGGGUGGGCGGUCGGGCGCUUGGCUGGUCGGCGGCCGGAGAGGGGAACGCGGUCACUAUCUCUCAGCUACCUUCUCUCCUCACUUUCUCCUCCCCUCCAUCCCGGGCUUGAUGAUGGCUUGCUUUGAGCUAGUAGCUAAAGAGGAAUAAACCCCGCACAAACUGGAAGAGAGCCGGUUGGUCC
Thermothielavioides terrestris NRRL 8126 is the source of this 6117-nucleotide messenger RNA. RefSeq lists its product as uncharacterized. Gene Ontology annotation, molecular function: chromatin binding. Gene Ontology annotation, cellular component: Scc2-Scc4 cohesin loading complex. Gene Ontology annotation, biological process: regulation of gene expression; establishment of mitotic sister chromatid cohesion; establishment of protein localization to chromatin. The transcript has 2 exons. NCBI's taxonomy places the organism in Eukaryota, Fungi, Ascomycota, Sordariomycetes, Sordariales, Chaetomiaceae. Bases 206 to 5485 code for a protein of 1759 amino acids. The record is from RefSeq and is a predicted model, not a curated record.